Messenger RNA from Suncus etruscus (white-toothed pygmy shrew), 2608 nucleotides. It is a transcript of the gene PWWP3B, whose product is annotated as PWWP domain containing 3B. Gene Ontology annotation, cellular component: extracellular exosome. The transcript has a single exon. Lineage: Eukaryota; Metazoa; Chordata; Mammalia; Eulipotyphla; Soricidae. Bases 210 to 2231 code for a protein of 673 amino acids. The record is from RefSeq and is a predicted model, not a curated record.
UCUGUAUUGUCCCAAACAGCACCAUCAAGCAUUCCUCGGAAAUUCAGCUGAAGGAGAACAACUAGAAACUCUGUAAAUCUUUUCAUAGUUCAAAGACAGAAGAGAUUUGGGUAAAGAUACUGUGUUUGAUAAGUACUCCUCUGUUAGCAUUGGCAAGAAUUGCCAGGCAUUUUCAAUUUCUGAUAUCCUUUUGUACACAAAUCACAAUCAUGAAUGCUGAGUAUGUCUUAUGCCAGUGGAAUGACCAGUUAUGGCCUGCAAAAGUUUUGUCCGUAACUGAGAUUACAUCAGAUAGUAAAAGAAAAAGGUCAUUUUCCCUCGAGGUUCAAAUACUACUACUAGGUAAAAAAAUUAAAGUGGAAAGCACUGAAACAAAGGUACUAAAUACAUCUCUGAUUGAAUCCAUUUUAUCCUCACUACCUAGAGAGGAAACAGUUUAUGAAAGGUCACUAAAAGUGGCACUGAAUAUUCUGAAUGAGAAACAAGAUUUGAUUCAACUAAGCAGUUCAGAUGAAGAAGAGACCACUACACUGUCUGGAAAUAUGCCACAAAGGUUUUCUAAUUUACCCCCUCCUACAAAAUAUCAGAAGCGAGAAAAUGAAAAUUCACCAUGCCUGUUAGAAAACGGUAACUCCCUUUGUGAUGACAAAUCACAGGUGUCCUCAGUCUUUGAUACUAAUGCAACUGAAAUGGAAAUAAAAACAUCAUCAAACUCCAAUUGGAAUACUUCCUCUUUACCUUCUGAAGAAGAUGAUGAUGAUGAUAAAAAGGAGAGUAAGAUAAAGACUGACAUGCCAUCAAACAUAUAUUAUUCUUCCACAAUGAAAGAGGAGGAGAAUUUUGUUAAAGAGGAAAAAUUCUCUCCAAUGCCAUCAGAUAUAGUCAUUGUGCCCAAAAAUUGGAAAAAAGAGGCACAGGACAUCUCCUUAAAGACCCUGGCUCUUUCAACUGACGGCUCUAACUUUCCUGAUAAUAUUGAAGAUCCUGGAGAGGGUCCUUCAAAUCCAUGCUCGAUGGUCCGCCAUUAUCAACGUCUGGUGAAUUCAGAGCCAGACACUGUAGGAUCCCAAAGUUCAAGGGAGGGUCAGUUUACAUCAAGUGCCUUAAACAAUGACCCAGGAAAUUCACCCCUGCUGAAUAAUCAAAGAAAUUUGCAGGGGAUGAAUUUGGAGGAAGUUGGGGGACAACUUCAAGCAUCUGACAAACCAGGGCAUCGAAGUCGUCUUGAUCCUUCCAUAUUCAAUGAAACUGAAGAAGAAGAAGAACUUCCACGCUUAAUUCUUAAUUAUGAGUCGCGAGCAUUUGAAGUAGGAAUGAUUGUCUGGUUUAAAUUCCAAAAAUAUCCAUAUUGGCCGGCAGUAAUAAAAAGUAUCAGGCGAAAGGAGAGAAAAGCAAGUUUACUAUUUAUCGAGAUAAACAUGAAUCCUAAAAACAAAGGUAUGAGGGUAUCUUUUAGAAGAUUAAAGAAAUAUGAUUGUAAAGAAAAACAUGAAUUUGUGGAAAAAGCCAGGGAGGAAUACUGUGAAAGUAUUGAUUGGUGCCUGUCACUGAUCUGUGACUAUCGAGUUAAACUAGGUUGUCAUUCUUUCAGAGGCUCUUUCUUUGAGUAUUAUGCAGCUGACAUUAGUUAUCCACUUCGGAAAGCAACCAAGCUGGAUACUUUCAGAAACAAAUUUCCACAGCUUCAUAAAGAACAUUCCAUGGAAACACUGGUUGUGACUCCCCAAGCCAAGAGAAAAUCUCUUCAGAAAAUUCUACCUGACAGAAUGAAGUCUGCACGGGAUAGAGCAAAUAAGAACCUGCUAGAAUUUAUUGUGAAUGAGAAAGGAACUGAUAGCCAUCUUCUAGGCAUUCUUAAUGGCACAAAAGGGUCCAGGUGGCUAACAACAUUUUUUCAGGCCAACAGUUACGCACCCUGUAUUGAAACAUACUUUGAAGAUGAAGAUCAGUUGGAUGAGGUAGUGAAUUACUUGCAAGAAAUCUACAAACAAAUAGAUCAGAAAAUGCUGAGUCUGAUAAAAGACGACAAGAUCAGAUUUAUCUUGGAAGUUCUUCUGCCAGAAGCAAUCAUUUGUUCAAUUUCUGCUGUUGAUGGAUUAGAUUACAAGACAGCCCAAGCGAAGUAUCUAAAAGGACCAGCUCUAGGAUACAGGGAAAGAGAAUUAUUCGAUGCAAAAAUAUUAACAGAAAAGAGACAGAGACGGAGACCAGCAACAAAUGAAGAUCACUAAGUCUUUUAAGGCUCCAAUCAUAACAGAGCUUCAGCUUGCACAGAUAUUUUUUAAAACAAAAUAUCUGAAGAUUUCUCCCUAACAAGUUUUCCAGAAAUAAAAGUCUUUGGAUAAAGUUUUCACUUUUUUUACAUAUCUAGAAUUUGUUAGAUACAUAUUCAUUUCCUUUUUAUGCUUCUUCAGUCAUUCAAUUAACAUUUCAACAUUACCAUACCUUUUUAGAACACAAUCACUAAAUGAUUUUUAAGGAAAAAUACUAUUUUGCUUUUUGACAUUUUUGUGGCUUUGCUCUAUAUUAAAUACAGUGUACACAAUCAUUUUAAUAUUAAACUUGCACUAGUAUUAGAUAUGAAGCAAGAUGAUUAAAAAUAACUUUU